Messenger RNA from Cavia porcellus (domestic guinea pig), 763 nucleotides. It is a transcript of the gene Mrpl54, whose product is annotated as mitochondrial ribosomal protein L54. NCBI's taxonomy places the organism in Eukaryota, Metazoa, Chordata, Mammalia, Rodentia, Caviidae. The record is from RefSeq and is a predicted model, not a curated record. Gene Ontology annotation, molecular function: structural constituent of ribosome. The coding region runs from base 90 to 506 and encodes 138 amino acids. The transcript has 3 exons. Gene Ontology annotation, cellular component: mitochondrial large ribosomal subunit.
GCCUACAACUCCCAAAGCACCCCAUUCCACCCUGGGCUGCUUACGUCUCUGUCCCGGAAACGUGCGCGUGCAAGCAGUCGGCGUACGUCAUGGCGGCCAGACGCCUUUUCAUACCUACCUGUACGUGGGCUGCCUGGAGAUCCCAGGAGCUCCCAACCCGCGCCGCCUUUGGAAGACUGUUGGUUCGAGAUUAUGCCAAGAAGCCAGUCAUGAAGGGGGCGAAGGGAGCCAAGGGUGCUGUGAGCAGUGAUGCCCUGAAGGACCCAGAUGUGUGCACAGAUCCUGUCCAGCUCACCACGCAUGCCAUGGGUGUGAACAUCUACAAGGAGGGGCAGGAUGUGGUCCUGAAGCCGGAUGCCGAAUACCCUGAGUGGCUGUUCCAGAUGAAUGUAGGCCCCCCAAAGAAGCUGGAGGAGCUGGACCCUGACACCCGAGAGUACUGGCGACUGCUUCGGAAACAGAACAUUUGGCGGGACAAUCGGCUGAACAAGAACAAGAAGUUCUAGUGGGCCAGAGGGUGAGGUGAACCCUCGUCCCCCACCCAGGGACUCUUUCCAGGGAGAGAAUGGACCUUGCCCGGAUUGCAGGAGGUCCAGGCCCAGGGCCUGGCACAGUGGCGCACUCCUGAGGCCGAGGCCGAGGUAGGAGCACUGUAAAUUCGAGCCCAGCCCGGGCGACUCAGCAGCUUGGCAGGAGCCUGUGUCAGAAACCAGAGGGGCCUCGGUUCCGUCCUCGCGCCCCAAUAUAAAGGUAAAAGAAACAA